Aegilops tauschii subsp. strangulata is the source of this 2356-nucleotide messenger RNA. The record is from RefSeq and is a predicted model, not a curated record. NCBI's taxonomy places the organism in Eukaryota, Viridiplantae, Streptophyta, Magnoliopsida, Poales, Poaceae.
UCCAGGACUCCCUCAGUAGCCCCUGAACCUGGCUUCAAUGACAAGGUACCGGUGCGUAGAUCUGUCUUCGGCAUUGCAAGGCGGGUUCGUCCUUCCGAACUCCCAGAUAGUCUUCGGACGUAUUGAACAUGUCCGGACCUGUAACAUAAGUUUUGUAUACUUCUGCAGAGGGCACAAUAAUUUAUAAAUCCAACCCACCGACAACUUUUCAUAGCACAACGCUUCGUCAUCGUCGGGACAUUAUUUUAAACCCGUUGUUAGCCCCGGGUUUCAAGGCUCGGCUUUAUUGGCACGUCUUAUCCAAGCUGAGAUCGUGUCCCCUUAUUAAGGGAUUCUUAUCAACACGAACGUGGGUGACCCAACUGUCUCUUGGGUACAACUCCUCGGGAAUAGGCAAGUUUUAAGGCCCAGGAGGAGGCAUUCGAUACAGAUUUUAUAAAGGGGUGCAGACCCGUCCCUCUCUUCCAUGCUUGCUUCUUCCUCGGCCUUCGCUACCUCGAGUUCUAACACCCAAGUUUCGAUCGCCACAAUCCUCAGUCAUGUCCGGAUCCAGCCUCCAAGGCCGGUGGGCGGCUUCUUCUGUUACAGAAGAGGAUAUUGCGAAGCUUAGGGCGGAAAGAUAUCUGACCGCGGAAAUCCUCCAUCGGCUCCCUGCUGAAGGGCAGGUUAUCCCUACCCCUAGAUCCGGCGAGAGGGUCGUGUUUGUCUCCCACUUCCUCCGAGGGUUAGGAUUCACCCUUAAUCCCUUUGUCCGUGGGCUCAUGUUCUAUUACGGGAUGGAUUUUCAUGAUCUGCCCCCGAACUCUGUCCUUCUCAUCUCGGCGUUCAUCGCCACGUGUGAGGCCUUCCUUAGGAUCCCUCCACACUUCGGCUUGUGGCUCAAGACCUUCAAUGUGAAGCCGCAGGUGAUAGAAGGGAAGCCGGCAGAGUGCAGCGGUGCCACAGUGAGCAAGCUUAAUAACGCUCUUUGGCUAAAAGGAUCCUUCACAGAAUCUUCUGACUUAUGGCAGCGGGAGUGGUUUUAUAUCACCGAGCCCCGUGGUUCCAAGUGGGCCGCUGCUCAAGCGUUUCGAUCUAGCCCUCCGACUCAGCUCGCGUCGUGGAUCAAUAAGGGGCUAGACUGGGGAUCAGUUGAUGAAGUGCAAACUCUGCAGAGCCGCAUCCAAAGCCUCCUCGAGAAGGACAUCGAUCUUAUCAAUGUGGUUCAAGUAAUGCUAGUUCGCCGGACUCUACCAUGCCAACGACGGCCUCUCCGCCUGUGGGAGUUUAAUCCGCAAGGAGCGCGAACCCUCCAACACUUCUUUGGCACGACGCACAAAGGGAUGUUGAAAUUGUUUUUCGGGAAACGAAAACAAUGGCCGGAUACCACCGAGGACAUCGGCCCCGAUUGCAACCAUCCGGAUACCCCGGGCUGGAUAAAGAAAGCGGAGCGAAUCGGGUGUUCGGCCCCCCCUCCCCGAAGACUCAGCGGAUUCCCUACUAACAAGGAUGCUGGCCCCGGCACCAUUCCAGAUGCCUAUGGAGGAGGACAAUGCGGAAAGCGGAAAGGAAAAAAGCGGCUUCCACCCCGAAGGUAUAUCGGGCACUGCGUCCGGGGGAAUCAAAAUUCCGUCGUCCGAAGACAAAAGUGAAGGAGAAGUCAAGGUACCUUCCCCCAGAGUAAGAAAAGGGGUGCCUCCGAAGAUUGGGAGGAAAAGGCCCCCAAGCGAGGCAAGAUGCCAUCGUCAGGCGGCUCGGGCUCUGAAGAUGAUGUUGUCGCACAGUUCCGUAGUGAGGAUAAGCCUCUGGCCAAAUCGUAAGUUGAACAAGGGAGUCCUUAACAUAUCUCGUUCCUUUCCCGUUACCAAGGUAACAUUGGGAAUAUAUAUUUUGUAGUCCGGCACACCGUCCUCUUCAACAAUCCUCCUCCUCGGGUGACCUUCUUCCGGAGAUGAUAGAGAGCGAAACACCUCCACCAAUUUCCUCGCCCAUUAAGGCGGACGACUGUGAAGUGUCGUCCCGGAGGGUCUCUCCCGGUCAGCAAGUAGUGCGGGGGAUGAAGAAGACAUCACCCGGAGGUGAUACCCCAGCCGCCCAGGGUCCGGGGACCAACAAUGAAGGCCCCGGACUAUCCGGUUUACAGCCCGAGAUGAUUGUAGAGACGAGCGAACGGGUUCCUUCAAAGGGAGGCCAUGCUCCAACGGCGGCUUCCGAAGAUUCGGAAGCGCCGGAUAUAUUGACGAACAUGCUGCAACAAGCGUCCGUUGAGGGAGUCCUAGACUAAGGGGUCCUCGGGCGUCCGGCCUGUUAUCCAUGGGCCGGACUGAUGGGCCGUGAAGACAUGAAGACCGAAGAUUAUGCCCGUGUCCGGAUUGGA